AUGCCCUCUACAGCAUCAACCGAGACUGCCAGCAGCAGUGGUGCUAGUCUAACCCCUGCUUCCGCUGCUGUUGUUGCCGGUUCUAUCAAGGACGGGUCGGUUGGAGGGUCGGACGCCUCGACGGUGGACUCUUCUGUCUCGUCAUCGGCAUCAGUAUCAUCGGGUUCUUCCAUGACGUCCGUUUCUCCUUCAUCUGUGACAGAACAUUCACAUUCAUAUUCAGAGAUGGAUUCCACAGUGUCAGGGGGAGAAUUGAGGGAUAGUGAUAGUAGAAGGCGCGAGAAGGAGGAGGGUAGAAAGGCGUUGUCUAUUGACGGAGUAGUUACAGGAUCCUUGACACCACAAACACAACAGCCCUCUUCUUCUUCGAAGUCUUCUUCGCAGCAGUACCUGGCUCAUGCCACCACCACCAUCGCCGAAUACCAACAACAGCAACAACAGCAGCAGGAAGAUCAAGUUGCUCAGGAUCAGCAGAAUCCUUUGGAGUUAUGCCGCAAAGGCCUUCCACCCACCAGCACCGAUCACAUCCACCUCCAUCCUAAUCAGGAAGAACAACACCUAUACCUCGGCCCGAGGGUCUGCAAAAUGGUCAUGAAGCACUCGUCCGUGAAACUGGACUGGAAGGUUCCAGAACCGAUCAAGGCCGGAGGGGAGGUGUUGAGAGGGGUGCUGGUCAUUACUGCGAAGGAACUACUUGAGAACGAAGUCAAGGCUGCUGUCAAGAGUAAGAGCAGAAGUGGAGGAGGGGGAAAGAAGGGGAAGGGAGGGGGGAAGAAGAAGAAGGUGAAGCAGGAUCGGGCUGUGUGGGUUGAGCAUAUUGAGAUUGAUUUGACUGGACUUGAAGUCCUACCGAUCGAGGAACUCAAAUGCAUCCUCGACACCUCCUCCUUCUCCUCUUCGUUCUCUUCCUCUUCCACCUCAGCAUCCUCUUCAACCUCACACACGGCCACUUCGUCAUCACAGUUGGGAUCUUCAUCGACCUGCGGCCCUAUCCCGCGCAGGUCAUCAUCCCUAAUGCACUCUUCCUCAUCCCUGGCAGAGACUGACCUGCCACAACCCGGGAGACUCCCCCCGGGGACGCAGCAAGGAAUCAGUUUCCAGAUGCGGAUUCCUGAACGUGUUGGGGGUACUUAUCGCAAUGCGCAUGCCUCUAUCAGCUACCAGCUUACCGCGAAUGUGCAUAUCCGUCGUGGGAAGGAGAUGUUUGUCCUGCAACAUCCUUUACCCUUAUCACUUUUCGAACUCGUCCAGAUCCGUGCCGCUACAAAGAUCACGUCCCCGCAUGACCUCAACCCGUCCACCUCCAUCAACAACAAGGCUAUGAUCACCACCACCGCGUCUGCAUCCUCAUCCAUCACAUCUGGAACCUCUUCUGUCUCCUCUGCAGCUGCAGCUGGAGGAGUGAAGCGUCAAGCGGGGGUUAGGUUCGUCAUCCCAAAAGCGAACUCCGUCCUAGGCACCGCUGCCGUGAAGCCGUACAGUCUCUGGGGUUUGGGACCUGCUACCUCCUCGUCAUCCUCCUCCAGUCAUCACGGGCAUGGGCACCAUGGACAUAAUUACCGGCGGCAGUCGUCACAUCAGAGACGAGGUUCGCUAAGUGCCCCACCGCCUUCGUCGGCGGCGUCGAGUGUUGGUGGGUCGACUUCUUUGUCGGCGCAUCAGGCAGGGCCGGGUAUGACGCGGUCGUAUUCAGAUAUUGGCGCGUUGUCGAGCCGUUCUAUGGUGGAUUUGGUUUGUGCGUCUGGGGCUGGGAGUUUGAGUGGUGAUGCGUCAGUGUCUGUGAAGAAGGCGCGCUUUGACCCAGACGAGAUGCUCUCUGCCGAAGACCAGUACCGCUCCCGCCAAGUCAAACAACAACAACAACAACAGUACCAACAGGAACUCGACCUCCAACAACAGGGCAGCACCGGAGGGUCGCGUCCGAAAUUGGGAUCUCGCAAGGGCAGCACCGACGAGCUGGACGAAGUCGGGUUUGGAGCCAACAUCGACAAAUCCGUCGCCGCCGCCGGGGAGAAUGUGACGAUGGACAUGUUUGUGGUCAAGUCGGAUAUGAUGAAGGUUGUGGAUAUUAAGGUCUCCCUUGUAGAGACGAUCCAGAUUUUCUCGUUGUUGGAUUAUUAUGGUGCUUGUGAUGUCGUUUCGCCUAUCGCUGGGCGGGCGCAUGUCUUUGACAACAACACCCACCAGCAUUCCGGCGCAGCGGCAGAGGCAGGGUCAGGGGCAGGGUCAGGGUCGAAGAGGAAGCUGGUGGAGACACAUAUGGUCAAGAUCGCAAAGGCAUAUGUCCCGGCUCAGGCGGAGGAGAGCCAUGCGAACGAUAACCACCUGAAGGGGUAUUAUGAAGAUUAUGAGGAUGCUCGGACCACAAAGUCGCUCUCCAUGUACAAACUCGGCAUGCGCAUCCCCGAAACGGCGCUAACGAUCCAGGAUAGGGACCUCCUCAAAGUCGAGUACAUGUUCGUCAUCAAGUUCUUCUUCAAGGGCCGUAUGGGAGCCUUUCUGGAACUUCCGAUCGAGAUUGUGUCGCAGUAUAACCAUAACCGAAUCUCGACUAUCUCGGGUGCGAUUUCAUGCGUUUCGAACUCUGUCCAGAUUGCGAUGCCGCCGGUGCCGAUUUUGGUGAAGAGGCAUGGUAGUGUGGCAUCUUCUUCGAUAGCUGCUGCGAAGGUGGUUGAGGUGGUGAAGGAAGGCGAGGCGGCGAAGGAGGAUGUGAAGGGAGAGGCUAUUGAAGCAUCGGCCACGUAUUAUCCGGAGAGUGGGAGUCACGGUCAAACGCGCGAUGAUGAAGGAAGAGAGGAGGGUGUGAAGGAGUCCCAGAGCGCGGAGGAAAUUCUAGCCUCACCUAUCAUUCGCCAGGAUGCCAAGGAAGUUACUACUACCGAGUCCAGUCCCAGUUCCAGGGCUACAAGCGCCAGCCUGAGGAGCACGUCCCAAAGCUUUGACAGUUCUUCACAAGACACCUCUUCAUCCAUCGACAAAUCAUCUACUGCCGCAGAAGAACAAGUCGACAGGGCCUGCCAACUCCAAGGUCCAACACCCAGGAAGGACUCUACAGCCUCCAUGGACGACAUCGCCGAGGCUCAAAAGACGGAGGAAGAAGGCAUCCUGGCGAGUUCUCGACUGUCAAAGGCCGAGUUUGCCGCUUGUACGAGUCGGCAGGUUGGACUUGCUGUUGCUCGAUAUAAUCAGAUGUCGUCCAUUGAAACUGCGAGCAGUACAACGAUCGCAGCUGAGUCCGGGUCGGGCAAGGACCUGAAGAGGGCGAUUAGUAAACCAACAUCUGCUGCUGGUGCGGAGGGGGUCCCCAAGAUUGUGAUUGAGUGCGUCAAUACCAAAUCUAGAUCCGGCGGACCUGCGUCCAGCUCAUCGAUUUCUACUUCCAGAUCGAAUUCGACAACGACGACGACGAUGACAACGACUACGGUCGUCUCGCCGGCGCUCCCGAUCUUGUUCGACCUCACAUCUGCAGCUCUACCAACCCCCGCGCCAUCGACUGUAUCACCGCCCAUACCAUCACCUCUCGUCACCCCACAAUCCACUGGUGGUAGUAAUGGUCCCACACCGAUGUCGGUCACACCGGGGGUUCGUAGCAGCAGUAUGGGAGCCGAAAGUAUCGCGACCUCCUCCCCGGUCGCGGAUUCGAUCAAAAACAGCAACAGUUUCCCGCGCUCUGCGAGGGAUACCGAAUCACAGCUGCCGAAACUCUUGCCACUUCUACAGGCCACGAAUACCUCUGUCUACUCGUCCUCAUCCCGAGAAGACGACCACCACCACCACUACUACCACCAUUCUGAAGCGGAGGGCAACAAGUCUACUACCAGCGGACUGGUCGCGAAAAUCGCAAAAUCCCUCUCUUCCCCACUUCUCCGUACCCGCACCGGAACUAACAGCUCCAACAUCUCACCCAAUGGAUCCCAAUCCACCCUCCCCUUACUCUCCCCUCAACACCAACAAUCCUCCGCGUUCACUCUAGCGGCGACGACUCUUUCUGCGCUCACCCUCCUUUCGGCAGUCGGUCAGGCGGCCGUCAGUUCAGAGGGCAAGAAGGCUCCCCAGCCGGCGCCACGGCCGUUAAAGUCCUGUAUCAAGAAACGGUCCUCGGUUCGGCCUCCGGGAUUGAACACCGGCAACUUGACUGCUUCGGGAGGUGGAGGUCAGCACUCGAGGUCGGCCACAUCUAGUCAAGGACAAGGGCAGGGACAUCCGUACAAUGCGAUGGGCACGAACACCAACAGGAAGAAGGUGACAUUCGCGAAAGGGUUGACGCCCGUUCCUUCUCCUACCGGAUCCCAAGUCUUGCUGUCGGAUCCGAUUGUCUUGGAACCCUUCAAGUACAAGAACCAGAACUUGUACCCCAAUACCACAGCGGGAUCAUCAAGCGCCUCCUCUUCCUCCUCCUCUGCUUCGUCGUCGUUGUCUCCCGCCACUGGAGCAGCGACAGUGAAUAGAUUGAAUCCAGUCCAAGGGCUGUCAACAUCCCUGAGGACCAACCCCGGAAUCGCAGCCGCGGCGCUCAUCACCGUCUCUGCACGUCCCAUUGUCCUAACCCCUCACCAUCCUCACCACCAACAUCAGUUCGUACCCGCAAUGACCACUACUACCGCACCAAUUUGGGCACAAGCACCCGCCGGACCAACAAUGAGCCCCAACAAUGCCAGCUCACGAACAAGGAUCCACCACCCCUUCGACAGCCACCCGAGUCGCCUCUCCCCCCUCGAAAAGAAACACCUCGACUUCCAAGUCCAGAUCCAGGACCUCAAACCCUCUUCCUUACACGGUCGCAUCACUGCCUCCAAGGACUUCUCGUCCAAGUCAGUCACCGACAAUGGCAACGAGGACGACGAAGAAGAAGCAGAAGAUGAUGAAGAAGAGGGUGAGGGUGAGGAGGAGGAAGAGUAUGAGGAAGAGGAGGAUGAGAACGAGGAUGAUCAAGAAACAGAGGAGGAGAGGAUCGAACGGAGGAAGCAGGCCCGGAUUGCGUGGUUGGCCAAAUACGGUGACGCAUUUAAGCAGGUCUAUGGCGCCGUUCCAGAGCUCCCUCCUCUCUAG
Molecule: messenger RNA, 5049 nt
Organism: Linnemannia hyalina
Lineage: Eukaryota; Fungi; Mortierellomycota; Mortierellomycetes; Mortierellales; Mortierellaceae
Source: the annotation of a GenBank genome assembly